Messenger RNA from Enhydra lutris kenyoni (northern sea otter), 1150 nucleotides. Its product is annotated as proline rich 19. The transcript has 2 exons. Lineage: Eukaryota; Metazoa; Chordata; Mammalia; Carnivora; Mustelidae. The record is from RefSeq and is a predicted model, not a curated record. The coding region runs from base 69 to 1142 and encodes 357 amino acids.
ACCAUUCACUUUUAGUUCCUGAUUACCUGUAUACCGAUGACCAUCCUAGCUUUUUCUUCCAGGACACAAUGGACCCCCGGGGGCCAGCCCCCCAGCCUUUCCAGCGGCCUGAGAAACCUGGUCGUGUGCGCCGUCGGAAGACCAGGCGGCAGCGCAAUGAGGCCCUGAUGGGCAACCGCCGGCCAUUGACCCGUCAGGAUCCUCCUGUGGCCAGUCAGGAUCUCUCUGUGGCCCCUACCGCUCCCAAGCUUGUGGUCAUAACCCAGGGCCGGCUGAGCCGGGAGCACCGGGGUCUCUUCAACCAUGAAGUGAAAUCUCUGGACGUGGCACGGCUGCUUAGCUGUGAAUCCCUGGAGCCAGGCACCCCUUCAUUCCCCACCAAACCCUCCCCAAGCCCAAGCCGGGCCCAAGAACCGGCCCUGCAGUCAAGGGGCAAGGAGAACCAGGUUCCUAGAGGCUCGGGCCCAGGCCCACCCAGUCCCCCAGAGAUCCCUGGCUUGGGACAGCUGCUGGAGGAGCUGCAGUGCCAGCUGAUUCUGCCACAGGCCUUCCCCAGGAGGAACCUAGUGCAAGAAGCCAGGGAUGCCAUCGUGGGCACCUUACAGUCCUGCCAUGGCUGUGUGCCUGACCUCACCCUGGUGCUCCAUGACUUCCGGCCAUCCUUACCAGGGACCAAGCUUGGAGGCCCUGAAAGCCAAAGGAUGACACCCUCCUGGAUCAGCAGCCCUGAGCAGGCCCUAAGGGAGGGGAGGCAGAGGAGGCAACGGAGGACAAAGGAGCUUACCUUUGCUAUUUCUCACACCUCCAGCACUCCCAUGGUGCACAGGGUGAGCCUGGCACCGCCGAAAGGUCCCUGGCCACCACCCUUGCCCUUGUUGCCUUCACCAUCCGGGGCAGCCUGGGGCCCCCCAACAGCCUUUGACCUGCUGAAAAGCAUCUGGCUCGUAGCCACACCGCCCCCUCCCCGGCCCUGGGGGGUCGGGCCGCAACAACCCCUGCUUCAGCCACCAUCACCCUUGUUGCCUGGAACCUCUGCCCUGGACUGGAGCCCCAGCCCUCCUGCCCCACUGCCCAGCCUCUCCUGGGUAGUGGCCCAGAGCAGCCCAGAGGCCUGGUCCUUUCCACCCAUGAGACUGUACUGAUGGGGCUG